GAAUGGCACAGCCUGCGCCUAGGGUUCCCGAUCUCUGUCUAAGAGAGCACAAGCUCCAGCCCAUCAAAAAGGUAUGAGAAGAUUGGGAUAUACAUAUUCACUUAGUGAUCCUAUUCCCAAUCAGACUCACUACAAUGAUGAAUACAGCUGGAAGGCAUAUUCUAAAGAAGAUUUAAUCGUACCUGGGACUUCGAGAGGACUCAGGAGUGACAAAUCUUACCCUAAUCAAGGCUUUUUUCCGUGGACACUACCUCAAGGUCAGCAAACGACAGCAUUAAGGGACUGCCCCCCUUGGAAAAUCCCAUCUUCGAUGGCAGACGUUAAGAAAGCAAUAGCAAAUCAGUUUGUUUCCAUUACUAAGAGAGACUUUGUGGACAUAGCAGAAGCUCAGAAGAUUAAGAAAAGUUCUCUGUUGUCUAUGGAAUGGAAAAAGUUAAUUCCUCAGCCUCUAAACACCGAAUUUCGACGAAAUUACCAAAUUCCAGCUAAAAUUCCUGAGCUUCGGGAUUUUAGUUUCAAAUAUGGAUGCUACGCGAGCCUGCCAAUUGCUUCUCAGGGUCUAGUCCCAUCCGUGCUGCACAGCUACAUGAGGAACCAGGCACGCACCAGGAAGCAGACCACGUACCAGAGCGAGUUCGAGAGGGCACAGCUGGACUUCCUGGCCCUGCUGCACUCCUUCUCCCCCACGCAAGUCAAAGAGUAUCUUCAGACUGUUCCCUAUGAAGACAGACAAAUUCUUAAUCGCUUUAUUUGUUCUUACUGUGAUGCUGACAAAAGGAAGAAAUGAAAAAGGAAAAUAGUUCCAGUGAAUAAAAUCCAGAAAUCAAUGGAAGCACUAGGACCUGCCUGGUUAUUUUUUCAAUAAUGAAGAAAAAAAUAAGAUACAUAUCACUCCAAAUACAUUGCGAUAGUCAUGAGUUUGUAUACCUUGCUUUGUUUUAUUUUUAAAUAAUAAAAUCAUUUGAGGCUACAAAUUUUCCUCUAAAUAUAACUUUAGCUGUAUUAAAUGGGUGUGAUAUAUAUUUUUUCUUUUCCCUUUAGGAUCUUUAAAGGUUCCAUUUUGAUUUCCUCUUUGAGCCAGGAAUUAUGAGAAAGAGAUUUCUGCUUUGCAUCUUUCUUUUUUUUGCAGUUUUUGGCCGUGGCUGGGUUUGAACCCACCACCUCCAGCAUAUGGGGCCAGCACCCUACUCCUUGAGCCACAGGUGCUGCCCCAGAAGAGAUU
This is a messenger RNA of Nycticebus coucang (slow loris), 1222 nucleotides long. It is a transcript of the gene TEX26, whose product is annotated as testis expressed 26. The transcript has 6 exons. Gene Ontology annotation, cellular component: cytoplasm. Bases 74 to 787 code for a protein of 237 amino acids. Lineage: Eukaryota; Metazoa; Chordata; Mammalia; Primates; Lorisidae. The record is from RefSeq and is a predicted model, not a curated record.